Messenger RNA from Megalobrama amblycephala (Wuchang bream), 1899 nucleotides. Its product is annotated as hepatocyte cell adhesion molecule-like. Bases 289 to 1086 code for a protein of 265 amino acids. NCBI's taxonomy places the organism in Eukaryota, Metazoa, Chordata, Actinopteri, Cypriniformes, Xenocyprididae. The record is from RefSeq and is a predicted model, not a curated record. The transcript is spliced from 4 exons.
AAAGGAAAGACUGCAGAAAAGAUCGAUCAAUAACGUUAAUCUAUUGAAAUAUAUCACAAUAUUUUGAAACACAGACUAAUAUAACACAAUAUCAUCAUCAUAAAGAGGAUUUAUUUAGAGCUACGAAGCUGUUAAACUGAGCGCGUUCUCGUGGCAAUCGCGUGCACGUUCACGGAGGCGCGCUGACAGGAGGAGUUUCUCUGUUUCUAAACGUCAAAUUAUCUUAAAAUAGCAUUUGCUGUAGAGAAAGACAAUUAAUGACACAUUCUGUCGAAAUCAGCGGAGAAAAUGAGCCACACGUUUAUUUUGCUCUAUUUUUAUCAUCUGCUUGGUUUUUUUGUUGCCGAGACAAAUGUAGUGAAGACAGUGUCGGUGACCGAAGGAGAUUCAGCCACUCUGGACUCUGAGGUUUCUGAAAUACAGGGAGACGACAGCAUAGAGUGGACGUUUGGAAGCAUUCGUGUGGCUAGAAUGAAGGGAAGGAAUGGUAUCUUUUCUAUGCAGUACAGUAAUGAUUGGAAAUUCGCAGGCAGAGUCCAGCUCCAUAAUCAAACUGGAUCUCUCACCAUUAGAAACAGCAAAUCUGUACACAGUGGAGUUUAUGAUCUAAGCAUCACGGUCGGAAGUGUGGAGUCAACCAAGAGUUACAGGUUUACAGUUUAUGCUCCUCUGCUCUCUCCAGUAAUCUUCGUUGACGCUUUACAAUGUUUGUCAUCAUCAGAAAGAUCAUCCAAAUUUGUGCUGUUGUGUUCAGUGUUGGAUGUGAGUCACGCGACUCUCUCCUGGUACAGAGGAAACAGUUUAUUGUCCAGCGUCAGUGCGUCUGAUCUCAGCGUCAGUCUCUCUCUUCCUCUGGAGGUGGAAUAUCAGGAUAGAAACACCUACAGCUGUGUGAUCAACAAUCCCAUCAGCAACCAGACCAAACAUCUGGACAUCAGUGAUCUCCAUUGGUUAAUUUCAGAAUCUGACAACAAUUGUGGCACUGCUGAAGCUGUGAUCCGAUUGGUCGUCUCUGCUCUGAUGGGCGUGGCUGCUGUGUUGGCAUGUGUUGUUCUGGUUUAUGACAUCAAAUCCAGAACAGGAUAGGAGAAAAAACAAAACAAAAUCAAACAUCAGGACAAUCAAAAACAUGUUGUUAAAGGCACAAUAUGUAAAUGAAAAUGUCCUAAAUUUCUUUCCUUUUUAUAAGUAGAGUAAAUUCAGUUUGAUUGGGACACUUUUUUUCAUCUGACUAAAAUCUGACCUGAAUUUACCCUACUUUUCUGAAAUAUUUUAGCACUUUUUCAAAAAUGUACAGAAACUAGACAGAGAUAUUUUUGUGUAUUCUUAUUGAUAAUGGUGCAUUAUAUAUUUUGAUGCAAAAUUUGAUGCCCAUAAAGCAAAGAAAAUAGUAUACGGAAUAUAAAUAAAAAAGCAUUUUGUAGUCUAAUUUUUGCAUACUCUUGUACAGGGCUGAGUUUUACGGUUAUAAAGAAAUAUUGGAAUGCAGCAGGCCCAAAUUAAGAGCCUCUUGUUUUUAUGUUAUCUUGCGUAACCUUGUUCCAGACCAAUCAAUCCUCUUCUGCAAAGUAUGAAACAGCCUGCAUCAGAUCACCAACAGAGAGUGUGAGGAUAACUGAGUGAAUGUAUAACAUGCUCAUGUGAAUAAAGCCUGUAAAUUCUUAUGUUGUGUUUGUUUUAUGUCUAAUGAGAUCCAAUGAUGUAUGCACCUGGAUCCUGUCAGUCAACAUUAGUGCACCACCCUCAGGCUGAAUCAUGCAAGAACAUUUCUGCCAUGUGUUCAGUGAUUGUAAAACAGUUAUUCAUAAUUUCUAUUACCUAGACUCUGGCACACCUAAAUGUAUGGUCAAAAGCUGCUACUGGAUUAACCAAUGGAAAGUUUAACAUACUAAUCACUGA